Engraulis encrasicolus (European anchovy) is the source of this 573-nucleotide messenger RNA. RefSeq names its product major intrinsically disordered NOTCH2-binding receptor 1-like. The transcript is spliced from 3 exons. NCBI's taxonomy places the organism in Eukaryota, Metazoa, Chordata, Actinopteri, Clupeiformes, Engraulidae. Bases 1 to 573 code for a protein of 190 amino acids. The record is from RefSeq and is a predicted model, not a curated record.
AUGGACAUCUCCGCUCUGCCCAACAACAACCACCCGCAGAAGUUCCUGCAGCUGGACGUGGGCAUGCUGCCCGCCAGCCACGGCAUGUUCCAGAUCAACGCCGCGCUCAACGGGCACAAGCAGUGGCACAACAGAGUCUACUCGGAGAGGGCACGGAGAAACUUGAGUGUGAAGACGCCGUCGCCUCAGGGGAGCCCCGUGUUUGUCGACUCGGUCCUUCGAAAGCACGUCACGCCAGUGACCAUGACGCCAAAGAUCAAGACCAACCCUUUGUACUCCGACAUGGUCAUCGAUGUCCCAGACCACCCGCGGAUAAAGCCCUCCUGGACCGUGACAGAUUAUGACAAACACGCAGCGCACUGUAACCUGGGAGACUAUUUGAAGGAAGACCCAGAAGAGCUCAACUUUUGGCUGGAGGAGCUUUACACGCCGGGCUAUGACUGCCUGUUAAGGAAGAAACAGGCGGAGCUAAUGAGGAGAAAGAUCUGCAAAGUAUUAUGCCUCUUAUUUCUGUCUUUGUGUGUCAUUGUUGUCAUCACUGUGCCAAUUGUCGUCCUUUGUAAUAAAGAUUGA